Psilocybe cubensis is the source of this 1041-nucleotide messenger RNA. RefSeq lists its product as uncharacterized. NCBI's taxonomy places the organism in Eukaryota, Fungi, Basidiomycota, Agaricomycetes, Agaricales, Agrocybaceae. The coding region runs from base 1 to 1041 and encodes 346 amino acids. The record is from RefSeq and is a predicted model, not a curated record. The transcript is spliced from 7 exons.
AUGAGAGUUACACGGUCUGCGACCAACAAAACGACACCGAGAUCAGAGGAAGAAAACAGCAUUAAUGAAGACCCUUGGUCGGAACACGAUUCGGAUUCCUUGCUCACUGUGAUCGAGGAUCACCUCAAGAAUGCACAGUCAGAGCUUAGCAAGUUCAAGCUUCAGGUCGAAAUUCUUCGAAACGAGAAGCGCGAUCUCGAAACAGAACUUGCUAAUGUCAAUGCUCUAAUUUCUCGCGAGAACAUGAGAAAGAAGUCCUCGCGUCUGAGCAAGACAACUAAGGACGCGGAUUCAGAACACGAACUUCGCAGCAGGAUUGAAGAACUUGAAACGGAAAAUCAAAAGCAGAAAAAGUACAUUGCUAAGCUCAAGAAAAAGGCACUACAGGAUGAAGUCGAUGAUCUCCUACCAAAGAAUAGUGGGAAAUUGAAAGGCAAAGAUGUCGAAGUAGACUCUGAACAUCGCAUGCGCAAAUUACUCCGCUGCUUUUCCGAUCUCAUGAUGUUGACGACACUUCAAGAUGAUUUGACUCAAGAGUGUCCUAUCUGUUUUGAAAAAUUACAAUUGAAACAGUGCUCAGCUAUGCAAUGUCAACAUUUGGUUUGUGACGAGUGCCUACCGAAGAUCUCCAAAGAAGCAGAUGAUACGGUCAAGUGUCCUGAAUGUCGUGAUCCAACAGAUAGAGAUGAUGUUGAGAAGGUCUAUAUGACAGAACAACAACGAUGGGAUGAACUGCUUCGCGUCGCCAGAGAUUGGGUUAAAAUAGAUCACCGAGGGGAAGAAGAGACCUCUGAAGAGGAGGCAGAAGAAGAAUUUAUUGAUGACAAAACAAGCUCCGAAGUAUCAUCCGAGGGUGUAAAUGAAUUCAAGAGUCCCCAACAUACAGCCUUUGAUGUCCAUUCUCCAUGUGGAGACGGCGACGACCAUCCACCGACUUCUUCGCCUACUAACAGCCGAUUAUUCUCUGAGUCUCCGACCAAAGAAAAAAGGAGAAGACUGGAGCAGCUCGCUGAGGAACGGGCGAACAAGAGAAAGAGGUAG